Molecule: messenger RNA, 748 nt
Organism: Phanerochaete carnosa HHB-10118-sp
Lineage: Eukaryota; Fungi; Basidiomycota; Agaricomycetes; Polyporales; Phanerochaetaceae
Exons: 5
Coding region: 1-663 (220 amino acids)
Source: RefSeq, a predicted model, not a curated record
AUGUCCCACGGAAAGCAGUUCACAUUGUACACCCAUAAGAGUGGUCCGAACGGAUGGAAGGUGGCAUUGGUGUUGGAAGAGCUCGGCCUGACAUACGAGUCCAUCUACUUCGACUUCAAGAAAGGAGAGCACAAGGCUCCUGAAUACACGAAACACAACCCGAACGGGCGUAUCCCGACCAUCAUCGACCACAAGAACAACGACUACAUCUUGUGGGAGUCGGAUGCAAUCCUGCUGUAUCUCGUUGAGCUCUACGACUCCGAACACAAGAUCUCUGUCGCCGACGUGGGCGAGAAGUUUCAGCAGCUCCAGUGGCUGUUCUUCCAGGCCUCGGGCCAGGGCCCGUACUUUGGCCAGGCGGCGUGGUUUCUCUACGCCCAUAGCGAGCAGCUGCCCACUGCGCAGGAGCGUUACAGGAACGAGAUAAAGCGUGUGCUCGGCGUGCUCGAGAGCGUGCUUUCGAAGCAGGAGUGGCUGGUUGGCGGGAAGGCGACGAUCGCAGACUUGUCCUUCAUCCUCUGGAACGACAUCGCGAUCCCCGCAUUCGUCGAGUUCGACUUUGCGACCGAGUUCCCGGCUACCGCCGCUUGGAACAGUAAGCUUUGCGAGCGGACGUCUGUAAAGACAAUCUUUGGGGCGCGUGCAGCCAUAAACGCGGCAUAAAUAUUGAUAUUGAACUCGCGGCAUGUAUCAUUAGUCUAAGGACAAGCAUCUGAGAAUUCACGAGUUAGCAACCGUUGCAAAGAAC